Messenger RNA from Juglans regia (Persian walnut), 378 nucleotides. Its product is annotated as arabinogalactan protein 1-like. Lineage: Eukaryota; Viridiplantae; Streptophyta; Magnoliopsida; Fagales; Juglandaceae. The record is from RefSeq and is a predicted model, not a curated record. The transcript has a single exon. Bases 1 to 378 code for a protein of 125 amino acids.
AUGGAGACCCAGGCCUCCCGCCCUCGUCCUUUGUUCCGUUUACCUACAAUAUUAGCUCGCCCAACCGACCCAGUUGAUCCAAUCCCGAACCCUGCCCCUGCUCCAGAGCCACGCCCACCAAUGGUUAGGCCUGCAUCAAUAAGGCCACUGGCCGGGACGUUUCAACAACCUCAAUCUCAAGAACCCACGCCACGACCAUCUGCGGUUGUUAGUCCAGCAGCCAGAGGUACUGCCCCGCUAGCACCAGAACCUCCGAAAACCAUUGAGCCUAUUGUUCAAACCUUACCUCAAUCCCCUAAGCCCAAGCCCACGGCUCCACCACCAUCUGCUUUGACCAUUUUGCCUUCCCAAUUGAAGUCGCAGGGUGAGCUUGAGUAG